Sciurus carolinensis (gray squirrel) is the source of this 2290-nucleotide messenger RNA. RefSeq names its product MAS related GPR family member F (gene Mrgprf). Gene Ontology annotation, cellular component: membrane. The transcript is spliced from 3 exons. Gene Ontology annotation, biological process: G protein-coupled receptor signaling pathway. NCBI's taxonomy places the organism in Eukaryota, Metazoa, Chordata, Mammalia, Rodentia, Sciuridae. Gene Ontology annotation, molecular function: G protein-coupled receptor activity. The coding region runs from base 414 to 1439 and encodes 341 amino acids. The record is from RefSeq and is a predicted model, not a curated record.
GUGCUCAGUGCUCGGGCCAACCUGACGUCAUCAGGCAAAAAGAUGAGUCCCCAGUGGGGCUCUGGGGGGGCUCCUGAGCGGGGCAUUCCUUCCCGAAGCCUCAUCGAGCUCGGCCCCUCCUCCUCCGCCCUCCCCUCCCCCUCCUGCCGGGCCUGGAAUUGGGUUUGGGGCGGGUUCUGCUUCCAAAGCCAUCUCCUCCAGCAGGCAAGGGCUGGUCCUGCACCGAGCUCCGACACUCCGGGCAGCGUCCGGGCUGGCCUGCUGCCCUGGUGGGUCGGCCAGCCGGAGGCAGGAGUCUCAGGAGGAGCCCACCACAGAGGGAAGGCCUCCGCGGACCAGGACAGCAGCAGGUGCCAGGUGGACGUGCCGGCCGGUGAGCUGUGAGCAGGAACCUGGACUCACCCAGCCUGGCGAUGGCUGGGAACUGCUCCUGGGAGGCCCAUCCCACCAACAGGGACAAGAUGUGUCCCGGCCUGAGCGAGGCCUCGGAGCUCUACAGCCGGGGCUUCCUGACCAUCGAGCAGAUCGCCAUGCUGCCCCCGCCGGCUGUCAUGAACUACAUCUUCCUGCUGCUCUGCCUGUGCGGCUUGGUGGGCAACGGGCUGGUCCUCUGGUUCUUCGGCUUCUCCAUCAAGAGGACCCCCUUCUCCAUCUACUUCCUGCACCUGGCCAGCGCCGACAGCGCGUACCUCUGCAGCAAGGCCCUGUUCUCCCUCCUGAACGCGGGGGGCUUCCCGGGCGCCUUCGCCGACUUCGUCCGCAGCGUGUCCCGGGUGGUGGGGCUCUGCACGUUCGUCAGCGGCGUGAGCCUCCUGCCGGCCAUCAGCACGGAGCGCUGUGUGUCCGUCAUCUUUCCCGCCUGGUAUUGGCGCCGGCGGCCCAAGCGCCUGUCGGCCGUGGUCUGCGCCCUGCUCUGGCUGCUGUCCCUGCUGGUCACCGGCAUUCACAACUACUUCUGUGUGUUCCUGGGCGGCUCCGGGGCGGCCUGCAGGCACAUGGACAUCGCCCUGGGCGUCCUCCUCUUCCUGGUCUUCUGCCCGCUCAUGGUGCUGCCCUGCCUGGCCCUCAUCCUGCACGUGGAGUGCCGGGCACGGAGGCGCCAGCGGUCGGCCAAGCUCAACCACGUGGUCCUGGCCAUGGUCUCCGUCUUCCUCGUCUCCUCCAUCUACUUGGGGAUCGACUGGUUCCUCUUCUGGGUCUUCCAGAUCCCGGCCCCCUUCCCCGAGUACGUCACCGACCUGUGCAUCUGCAUCAACAGCAGCGCUAAGCCCCUCGUCUACUUCCUGGCCGGGAGGGACAAGUCACAGCGGUUGUGGGAGCCUCUCAGGGUGGUCUUCCAGCGGGCCCUGAGGGACGGCGCCGAGCUGGGGGAGGCCUCGGGCGGCUCGCCCAACACGGUCACCAUGGAGAUGCAGUGCCCCCCUGGGAAUGCCUCCUGAGGGGCCUGAACAGGGGAGCCCAGCCAGAAAUGGACCCUGGCCCCCAGAGACCCUUUGCCACUGGACAGGAACAGGGCCUGCCUUGGUGCCCAUGUGGGAGGAGGGAGAAUGAUCUGGCUCAGCCCUUCCUGCCUCCUUCUCCCAGGGCUGGAGGCCCUGGGGGUGGCCGAGAGGCUGAGUGGUCACCAGUGAAGAGACCCUGUGACCUGCAGGCCCCUCAGCCACUCUGCCUCAGUGACCCAUUGUACCAAAGUCGCCCCCAUGUGGUGGGGUCCCUCCUCGCCCAGGCUGGUCAGCAAAGGGGUGGAGGUGGCCACAGCCCUGCCACCUCCUGCCCUUUGGCCUCAUCCCCGGUGGUGGACUGUCCUCGAGAUGCCAGCCCCAGGGUGGAGCGUGAGCGGAUCUGAACCAAACGGUGCUACCGAGGAGAGGUGUCCAUUCAUCUGCCUUGCAGCCAAAUCUUCCUGCAAACAACAUCCCUGUCCCCUCGGUGAGACAUUUGGAGACUUUAAUGGGGGAAACGCCUGGCCCUGGAGCCCCUCGGGACAGGAAGGACGGCCCUUACUAACUCUGUGCCCGGUCAACCCUGGGCAGCCUCCUGAGCACUCUGUGUCCUCCAGGCCACUGUGGACCAUAUGGGCCGCUCCUGGACCGAGUCCCUGGGCUCCAGCCCCCGCCCACCCAGAAAUGGGCUCUGGCUCUCUUCUGGCCCCUGGGGACUGGCACCGUGGUGUCCAGCAAGCAGUGGCCCCGUGUAGCCAAAGGACUUUCAUAAGACAAUGAAAUGUUAUCAAUAAACAUUUGUAUCUCGCAGCGAGGCGGCCGAAUGCCCGCGGUCCUCCCUGCAGCCU